This is a messenger RNA of Diplodia corticola, 1788 nucleotides long. Its product is annotated as c6 zinc finger domain protein. Gene Ontology annotation, molecular function: DNA-binding transcription factor activity, RNA polymerase II-specific; zinc ion binding. Gene Ontology annotation, biological process: regulation of DNA-templated transcription. The transcript has 3 exons. NCBI's taxonomy places the organism in Eukaryota, Fungi, Ascomycota, Dothideomycetes, Botryosphaeriales, Botryosphaeriaceae. The coding region runs from base 1 to 1788 and encodes 595 amino acids. The record is from RefSeq and is a predicted model, not a curated record.
AUGUUUGGAACCCUUGUUUCCGACGUGCAGCGCAAAGAAGCCCUCGUUUUUGUCGAGAACACAGAUCAAGCAUCGGCCCUCAGCCGCAGUCGCCGCGAAAAGAUCCACAUCUCGUGCGUGGCCUGUCGAGCACGAAAGGUCCGGUGCAGCGGCCAGCCGUCGGGCUGCGAUCGAUGCGCCGCAGUUUUUGCCGAGUGUCGAUAUCCGGCCGGCGAGGGCCGCGGGCGGAAGAGCAGUACCAACUCCUCCUCUGCUGCACCGCCGCAGCAGCGGAGCCCGAGAGGGAUACAUGUUGCUGCCAGUACAACCGCCGACUCGAGCCGCAACCCGAGCAGUUGCCCAUCGCCACGUGCAGCCAAUGACGGCAUCUCUGAAGAUGUCCAACAGUGGUUGAACAUAGACACCGACAUACCAGAUGCGCUCUCUAUGGCACUGCUCGAGCCUUCGAGCCUAGACAUCGGAAUGGAUGAUGCAACAUGGGACAACUUCGCUCAGGAAGCCAACCGCCUCAUCGAAUCCAGCGCCGGCACCAGCGUCGAAGACACCCUCUCCAGCAACUUCUCCAGCAUCUCACCACUCCUACAACAAAAGUCCCUGAGCGAUGCAACCAACCACGACCCCAACGAGCGCUGGCGCAGCGCUCCCGACCUCAGCCGCUGGUUCGUCGACCACCACCAGCUCCCCCUGACCCCAGCGCCCUCGUCGACCCACGACCAGCGCCGCCAGAGCUCAUAUGCCCCGACUCCGGCCCUUUCGUCGUCGUCGUCCUCCACCACCACCACCCAACACCACCAACAACAACGCCGCCAGUCCUACGCCCCACCCUCCUCAUCCUCCCUGCCGUCAAAACCCCAGCCCCAACCCCACCUCCAACCCCAAUGCCACUGCCUCCACCUCGCCGCCUCCCUCCUCCAAGACCUCAGCGAAAAAGGCGCCGGCGCCACGCUCUCCUGCCCCGCCUCCGCCCCCGCCUCCGCCCCGACCACCACCAGCACCACCACCUCUUCCCUCCCCACCUCCUCCCUCCCUUCCACAUCGCCCUCCCUCCCCUCCCUGUCCACCACCACCGCCCCCUCCCAUUCCAUCUCCUCCCCCACCGGUCCCCCCCCCAUCCCCAUCGACGUCCUCCUCGCCUUCUCCCGCCGCGCCCUCGACCGCGCCGCCGCCAUCCUCGACUGCGAGCGCUGCGCCGCCGCCGCCAGCGAGACCAACAUGCUGCUCGCCAUGGCCGCCGGGUACAUGGCCGACGUCUUCGAGGCCAUGGUGCGCGCGUGGGACGCGCUGGGGACGCGGCGGGAGCGAAGGGGGCGGGAUCGGGGGGAGCAGCGGGGGGAGCAGCGGUGGGGGUGGGGGGUGGGGUUGGAUCCGGGAAGUAGUAGUAGUAGGCGGGGGGAGGUGGGGGUGGCGCCGGCUGGGGCCGGAGGGGAUCAGCUGGAGGAUGGGGAGAUGGAUGGAGGGGGCGAGGAGGGGGAGGGGGCGGGGGCGGCGCUGUGGGGGGGUGGUGGGGCUGCUGGGACUGGUGGUGCGGCGGAGCAUCAUAUGUGGUUUUCGAGCUACUGCGUCGAGAAUGGGGGGGAGCGGGUUGCGGUCGUGCAGGGGUUGGUGUCGGUGCAGCUGGGCGAGUAUUUGCGGUUGUUGAAAAGGCUCAAGGCGAGGGCGGGCGGGCGGCUGGGGCAUCUGGUGUUGCUGAGGGAGGCGGAUCAGAAGAUCAAGGCUGUGAGGGCGAUGAUGGGGGUGGGGGGGCAGUCGUCGCUGGACAGGCCGGUGUCGAGGGGCGCCCAGGACUAG